Molecule: messenger RNA, 840 nt
Organism: Babesia bigemina
Lineage: Eukaryota; Apicomplexa; Aconoidasida; Piroplasmida; Babesiidae
Product: acyltransferase family protein, putative
Exons: 5
Coding region: 1-840 (279 amino acids)
Biological process (GO): phosphatidic acid biosynthetic process
Cellular component (GO): endoplasmic reticulum
Molecular function (GO): 1-acylglycerol-3-phosphate O-acyltransferase activity
Source: RefSeq, a predicted model, not a curated record
AUGGGGGCCGUCGAUUACGCUAGGAAACUAGCGCGGUCGUUUGUUUUCUACUCUAUAUGUCUGGUCACAUACCUGACGUCCGUUCUCGUCAUAACGUUAUACGUCGGUUUAGUGUUCCCUGUGUACCUAUGGAACAAGCCGGCGGUCGUCAAGGUCACAAACUGGAUGUUCUUCACCUGCUUUAAUCUAAUUGGAUUUGUGUUCAACCGCUCAUGGAAGUGCGUAAUGCUCAACGACCUGCCGGAGGACUAUAAGAAGAAGCAGCGCAUAUACAUGUUCAACCACCUCUCGUCCUCUGACCCGUUUUUGGUCACCCACAUCGGCAUGAAGCUGCCGUUGGUUUGCACGUACAAGGACUCCCUCCACAAGAUUCCCACCACACGACUCAUGAUGGGUCUCAGUGGACAGUUGGCUAUUAAGUUCAUGUACGACAAGGCGAACGACAGGAAAAUACCGGUUCGCGACAGUGUCGGGAAACUGAUGAAGGAUUGCAAGGAUGCCAUGGACCAAGGAUUCAACUUGUGCGUGUACCCAGAGGGUAAACGCAGCCGGGACGGAGUCUUACAGGAAUUCAAGGACGGGUUCUUCAGGUUCGCUGUAGAACACGGCGUGGAGAUCCAGCCAUGCGCGAUCAGCAACUCGGCAGCUCUGUGGCCGCUGAAGAGCACCUUCCUGAUCGGUUCGGGUUUGGCUUACAUUAACAUCGGAAAGCCCAUCAGCCCUGAGGGCAAGACUGUAGAGCAACUCAAGCACGCCACUCGCAAGGCUAUAUACGACGCGCUCAGGGCGUGUCCGACAUUCAACCCUGCGUUGGAGACGGUCCCCGAGCUGGAAGACUGA